This is a messenger RNA of Medioppia subpectinata, 698 nucleotides long. NCBI's taxonomy places the organism in Eukaryota, Metazoa, Arthropoda, Arachnida, Sarcoptiformes, Oppiidae. The record is from the annotation of a GenBank genome assembly.
UGUGAUUUGGACACCAGUUUGGGCUAUAAAUACGAGCAGUGCUUUCAUUUUGAGCACAAUUUCAUUGAAACUAAUCUGUCGUUCGUUUAAUUGAAACUCAAUUCAAACUCAUUUAAAACAUGUCUGGAAGAGGAAAAGGAGGUAAAGUGAAGUCAAAAGCAAAGUCCAGGUCUUCCAGAGCUGGUCUGCAGUUCCCCGUCGGACGUAUCCAUCGUCUCCUUCGCAAAGGCAACUUUGCUGAGCGCGUGGGUGCGGGCGCUCCCGUGUAUUUGGCCGCAGUGUUGGAGUACUUGGCGGCUGAGGUGCUCGAGUUGGCCGGCAAUGCCGCCCGCGAUAACAAGAAGACCCGAAUCAUUCCCCGACACUUACAACUGGCCAUUCGUAACGACGAGGAGUUGAACAAACUGUUGUCGGGUGUGACCAUCGCUCAGGGAGGCGUUCUGCCCAACAUUCAGGCCGUCCUUCUGCCCAAGAAGACCGAGAAGAAGGCAUAAACUCAUCGCCAGUGAUGACCACAAACGGCCCUUUUUAGGGCCAAUACUUGACUGAUUUAAUGGACGGAUAUUUCAUAUGCUUUUUUCACUACUCUUUCGGUCUUUAUUAGAGUUUAGACUAUCAUUCAAUUGAUCCCAUAUUUAAGAUUUUUAUUGUAUUUUUAAAUUUAAUUGUCUUUCAAUAAAGUUUCGGUUUUUUGUGAA